UUCAGUACCAAGAGCGGUAACCCCGAGCUACACUCGGGCUUACCAUGCGGCGUUGCUCAGGGAGUCCCUACAGCGCUUACCUUGUCCUUCGCUCCCGCAAUGUGUCCCCUGCAGCGUCCCCGGCCAUCUCCUCCAGCCGAUGCCGGCAUCCGGCUUCCAUGUUCCGGUCCCUGUGACGCCGGAACCGGUGGCAAAUUUGAAAAUUUAAAAAUAAAUUUUUUUUUUAAAACGAUUAUUUUGUCCCGACUGCUUUGUCCGGCGCCCUGCCUGCAUUUUGUCUGUUCUUUC
Molecule: messenger RNA, 288 nt
Organism: Staurois parvus
Lineage: Eukaryota; Metazoa; Chordata; Amphibia; Anura; Ranidae
Source: the annotation of a GenBank genome assembly